Messenger RNA from Lindgomyces ingoldianus, 481 nucleotides. RefSeq lists its product as uncharacterized. The record is from RefSeq and is a predicted model, not a curated record. Bases 137 to 409 code for a protein of 90 amino acids. NCBI's taxonomy places the organism in Eukaryota, Fungi, Ascomycota, Dothideomycetes, Pleosporales, Lindgomycetaceae. The transcript has a single exon.
UCUGCAUUUGCAUUUUCGCGAUACGAAAAAGUCUAGUAUACAAGAUUUGCCGCCCACAUCUGGUCGUAUUCUCUCGUCUCAUCCCUGCUCUUCUCUAGCACGCUCAAUCAUCUGCAUGUAGUCUGUAGGUAUUAAGAUGGUAGUUGUCGUUAUUCCAUUGCCGUUCCCAUGUCAUGCCAUCCCGACCCGCCAUUUCCCACCAGCCAGUGUGUGUGAAAAGAACAAAAGAAAAGAAGAAAAGUUGUAUAAAGAGAACUGGGCAACCUGGUCUCACUCGCCACCGCUAGAGGGAACUUUGGAUUGCCCACCUGGGCGAUUUUGCAAUGAAGGUAAGCAAAGGGGUAUUAAACAGAAUAGAAAAGGGAAAGCAGCGAAGGAUGGCUGGAAAGCUGAAGGGAUGGGCCCAUAAAAACAGAAGGAAAUAGUGUGCCAAUCCAGUAUAUGCCUGCCUUUUCCAAAGGAGUUGGAGAGAUUUAGCACA